AUGACUCACAAUAAUCCGUUGUUGCCGUUUCUACUAAUCUCUCUAAUAUCAACAUCAUCAAUAAUCUAUGCAAAUGGAGAGUCAAAUAAUAAUGAUGAGCCAAAAAUUGAAGCUUUGUCACAUGCUAAAAUUCCUAUUACAUCAUCGUCUUCAUCCUCAUUGACAAAUGGUAAUUAUCCAAUAUUUCCUGAACGCACUGAUGCUGUCUACUUUGUUGUGGCUGUAAGUGGAGGUAUUAAAAAUUGGGGACGUGUGUUAGCCAGAACACUUUUGGAUAUCGGAGAUGUUUUCAGCAGCCCAACAGGACCUCCUUUAAGACCAAUUUAUGUUGACCUCCCGGCAAAUGGAAGAUUUUCUGCAAAAGUCCUAACAGCAUUGUGUGAUCAAAUAGAUGGAAUACCAAUCAGUGGAAUUGUUGUUGUUGGUGAUGGACAGGCGGCAAGGUCAAUUGCAUUGUCUGGAAACGCUAUGAAAGUGCCUGUAUUGUGGGCGAAAGGAGGCACAGCACAGUUGCAGGAGAACAGUGAGACACAGAAUUACCUACAAGCAACUUUACAGCCAUCUGCAAAAGAAAUUUUGGAAGCAAUUAGAGCGAUUUUUCUACAGACGCAUUGGCACUCGUUCUUUGUGUUAUCAGAUAUAGGAUCAACAAUGGUGCUGGGCGGUAAUCUGGGACAAAUUUUAAAAAAAUCUCCCUUAGCUCCAACAAUCCUACCAUUAUCAAACAACAAGGAUAAUAAAGAUGAAGUUUUUAGGCAACUUGCCAAAAUAUCCCGUUCAACACGUGGUAUUGUUCUUCUGUUAUGUGAUCUGAAUGUAGCACGACGUAUAAUGUCGGAAGCGACACGUUUAAAAAUGACGGGAGGACAUUUUAUAUGGAUAUGGGCGGAUACAAGCUCAACGGCAGAGUUUUUUCAAGCUUUUGAGAUGACGAGUGAUGAUAGGGAGCAGCAGAUGAGUAGUAAAGGAAAUUAUGAUGAUUUUUCGAAUCGUAAACAAAAACAAAAUUUGAAUUCACGCCAAUAUCACCAACAGCAGACGACAAACGGAAAUAAUCGUCGCAAUAAUCAGACGAAAUAUAAAUCAAUUAAUUCCAACCGUUUUCAUCACAUCAUUGGUCUAAGAAAACCGAACGAUGAAUCUUUUAUAGAUGAGCGUGAGGUACUUAAAUUUGUUAACGAUGAUCCACGAAGUAAUAGAAAUAAUUUACAUCAGAGUACGGUCUCAGACAUUAUACCAUUAAAAGAUAAGCGGAAGGAUCAGAAAAAAGUUACGACAACUGAUAAAAACAAUAAUAAUAAGAAAGUGACUCAGGACAGUUCACAAAACAGCAAGACUUUUGCUGAUGAUCUCGUCAGUAGCAUCGAAAAUGAGAAAACUGCCAACAAUUUGAACAUAAAAAAUAUCAAUAGUAAUGAAUUUAAUGCUUUUUAUUACGAUCCAUAUGAGCAACAACGACCAAAUCAAAAUCGUAUGGAUGUUGAUGAUGAGAAUCUUCCCGAGAAUAUUUUCGGUGGAAGUGAUUUUGAUGAGUCGACGGAUGAAGAGCCAGUUUAUUAUGAUUACGAUAAAAUCAAUCCCUUUCAGCCUAACACAAAUCCUGCCGCAUCAGCAACAUCUACAGUGCCAUCGACUUCGACACGUCGUAUGGACAGCACAACAUCGAAACCUAUUGAUAAAUUGAAAGUCAGUAGCAGUAAGGCACCAAAUCGUCAAGUUGAAGACCCAAGACCUACAAGUUCUAGUACACAAAAACCAGAAACUAUAACACAGCAGUCACCAAAACUUAAUGGUGAUGAUUUAGAUUUAGAAAAUUAUUCUGAUACCUCAAAUGACUCAAAAGCUAAACGUGCUGAUAAUUUUCAUCCGCAAUUCAAUAUCUCGUCGCACGUAUUCUUUCAUCAUUUUAAAGACUUUCCAGUGGGUCUAUUAGCAUUGAGACACAUUAAAAUGAAUGUUGAUCGUGUUUUUGUUCGUUCAGCAAUAAGACUCUUUGCGUCAACGUGGGCGCGUGUAGAACGGAAUGAAGAAAUAAGAUUUGGGAACAGUAAGAGUGAAUAUAGUGGAAAAAUUCACGGGAGUGGAAGAAGUUAUUACAAUGAUUAUGGUGAAAAUAUUAAUAAUAGAAACAAUAACAAUAAAAUGAAAAGUAAAGCUCAUGUUAACAAUCGGAAUGAUCCAAUUAGAAGAAAAUUCAAGCGUGAUGCACAAAUGGAUGAGAAUAUUGAAUCGAAAACAGAAACAGCAACAACAGAUUUUCACAUUAAGAAGAGAUCAAUUUCAACUUUGGUUAACAGUAGACUUAAUAACACUAAUCUAAUUAAAAAUAUUAAUAAUAAAAGUUCAGAACACGUAAGUGGCCUAAAAACACAACAAUUGCACUCUAGCGACGUUGAAAUGAAAAGCAAUAUCGAUAAUUUUAGUCAUAAAAAUAAUUCAUAUAAUAAAACAGUUUCAAGAAACGUCCAACAACUUGAGAAGGCAUCGUACGUGCCAUCAAAUGGCGACGAUGAAAAAGAAAUUAAAUUAAAAAAGCGACCAGACACUUGGUGGUCGCCAAACAUAUUACGUGGAGGAAGUAUAACGAACAGCCCUAGUAGCGGUAAUGUUCGUAAUAAUCAGGAUAAAAUUAAAGCUACUGGCACGCCUCAAUAUAAAGGCGGAUGUUUUGGUUCACCAAGUCGAAGUGACUUGAAGCGCUCGGAGGUAUUUGCGAGAUAUUUACGUGAAGCUGUAACUUUAGUUUUGUCGGGAAAAACACUGCCCAGCGGUAACAUGGAGAAAGCUUUAAUAUCAAAUUUUGAAAUUUUAAAUCUUGUUCCGACCAACAAUAAAGUCGAAGUUUACAAUGAUAAAGAUAGCACAAUGAAAUCAUCGACAAUAACACAAACAAAUCCCGAGAGCACAAAAUGGAGGCGAGUUGGUCUUGUGCUUGGCAGGAAAGUUCAUUUAGAUACGAUUGUAUGGCCUGGCGGUGACAUUGUUGUUUCUGGUUUGUCAGCUCGAGCUCGAAGUGUCUUUCGCGUUGUUACGUCCUUAUCGCCACCAUUUGUUAUGGAAUCGAAUCUAGAUGAGGAUGGAUUGUGCUUACGUGGUCUUCCAUGUCAUCGUCUCCCGACAUCUGACAAACAUAAUCUUACCAUCAUGUUUAAUUCUAUCGAGACGAAUGAACGUUUUGUUGAGGAUGCUGUAGAACAUGGCAAUCAAAUCCCUAUGAACGAGGAUCAUAAAUCAAACGACAAACUUUCCUACAAAACUCGCUGUUGUUAUGGCUUAUCAAUGGAUUUAUUGGAUAAUAUUGCGUCUGAACUUGGAUUCGGAUAUAUUCUCUAUAUCGUUGGUGAUGAACUUUUUGGAUCAAAACAAAUCAUCAGCAAAAAGUCAGGCAUUCAAACAUCAUCACAUGAAUUUAAUCGCUCUCAUGGUCCCAUUCAAGAGCAAUUGAGAGAAAGAGAUAAAGCAGAUCGAGAAAGAAGCAGCAGAAGAUUCAAUAAAAAGCAACACGAGCAAUCUCAAUGGAACGGAAUAAUUGGUGAUUUGGUAGCUGGUUCGGCUGAUAUGUCUUUUGCACCAUUGAGUGUUUCAAAAACACGUGCGGAAGUGAUUGACUUUAGUGCGCCAUAUUUUCAUAGCGGUGUUUCUUUGCUUGCAGCUCCAAAGGUUAAGACGGAUAUUCCGUUGUUGGCCUUCCUCAUGCCAUUUUCACCCGAAUUGUGGAUAGCUGUUUUUAUUUGGCUAAAUCUGACUGCUAUUGCAGUUGCGAUUUAUGAAUGGCUUUCCCCAUUUGGGCUUAAUCCUUGGGGCAGGCAGCGAAGUAAAAACUUUAGUCUCUCAUCGGCGCUUUGGGUGAUGUGGGGUUUGCUGUUUGGUCACUUAGUGGCUUUUAAAGCACCAAAAUCGUGGCCAAAUAAAUUUCUCAUUAACGUAUGGGGUGGCUUCUCUGUCAUAUUUAUUGCCAGUUAUACAGCCAAUAUUGCCGCCCUCAUUGCUGGACUAUUUUUCCACAAUGCUGCCAGCAUCCAAGACACAUCGCUUAUGACACAACGUGUUGGCAUUCCGCGAGCCUCAGCUGCUGAAUCGUAUGUACAGCGAAAUGAUAAGCAUCUUUGGGAGCGCAUGAAAAAAUACACUUUUAGUAGCAUCGAUGAAGGAAUCCAGGGACUAAAAAAUGGAACUAUCGAUUUACUGAUGGCUGACACACCAAUACUAGAUUAUUAUCGUGGUUCCGAUCAUGGAUGUAAUUUACGUCGUAUCGGGGAGAAUUUCAUUGAAGAUACAUAUGCCAUUGGCAUGAGCAAAGGCUUUCCACUCAAAGAAUCAAUUUCUGCAUUGAUUGCAAAAUAUUCGAGUAAUGGCUACUUGGAUAUACUUGUUGAGAAAUGGUAUGGUGGUUUACCAUGUUAUCGAGAUGAAAAUGAGAUUGAAAUAGUUCAACCUCGACCUCUUGGCGUCGCAGCUGUUGCUGGUGUUUUUCUUCUUCUUGGAUUAGGAAUGAUAUUGGGUGUAUUCAUAUUGAUUUUUGAGCAUUUAUUCUUCAAAUAUUAUUUGCCAAUUUUAAGGCAUACACCAAAAGGAUCAGUGUGGAGGAGUCGAAACUUGAUGUUCUUUAGUCAGAAACUUUAUCGCUUUAUAAACUGUGUGGAAUUGGUGUCGCCACAUCAUGCUGCAAGAGAAUUAGUUCACACUCUUAGAAAAGGACAUAUCACAAGUCUCUUCCAGAAGAGUGUCAAGAGGAAGGAAGAUGAACAGCGGCGACGUCGAAAGAGUAAAGCACAGUUCUUUGAAAUGAUACAGGAGAUACGAAGAGUUCAACAAGAAGAGAAAGAACAGCCACAAAUUCCAAAAUUAGAAGUGGUAGAAGAAGUUGAUUCGCCAGCAACACCAAAUAUGCCGUCAAGUCCAAACCCAGACAUACAAUCAAUAGCUUCAUCUGCAACAUCAGUAAAGCCAAAAGCAAGUCCAAAAUUAAGACUCUUUAGUAUAAAGCGAGAUGGUCACUCAAGAUCCAAUUCUUCAUCACUUAAUGUUAGACGAUUUAGUACAGAUAGCAUCUUGGGUGAACGUCUUGAUACAAUUGGUAGACGAUUGAGUCGUGACAUCGCCAACGACCUUGCUAAUUCACCUCCAGAUUUAGGUCAUCGAUUUGAAACAUUUGGCAAAACUACCGGAGCAAAUAAAUUUGACACGUUCUCAGGGAAGACUGGCAUUACGAAAUCAGCUGAUAGUCUAGACAAACAAUCAUCACAUGAAAAGAGUAAAUAUGAUACAUUUAGUGGAUCAGUUGAUGCAACAAGUGAAGAAAAACCAGAGCUGCCAGCAAAAAGAAGCCAAAAAGGUAAACAGAAACGACGACCAUUAAGUGUCGAUACGUAUAGCACAGUAUCUGAGAACAAGAGUCAAGUAACAUUUGAAAAUCAAUCAACACUUCCUCUAAGAGAUCCCCUUAGAGAGCCCGUUAAGAGGGAAUCCUUUAGAGAAACACUACAUCCGGCAAUAUUUCAAAUCGAUCGAAGCAAGGCCGUUUUACGCGAUAAAUUACACGAGGAAUUAAAGGAAAAGUAUGGUGUAGAUCAGAAGCUGUUAAAAGCUAAACCACCAAAAGUACCGAGCAUUAAUAAUCGACCACCAUUGCGGAGUCAAAAUCCCAAUGAUAGCUUUUUAAAAGUACAAAGCAAUGAUUCGUUAAAUAUUCGACCCAUUCCAUCGCCACGAUCAUCAAAACCUCGUAAAUUUUCACAAGAUGACGAUGAUGAUGAUGAAGGACUAGAUCCGACAUAUGCAACUAUACAACCUCGCAACAAGAGCCCUCGUUUAUCAUCAUCAUCAUCGCAGCAGCAACAGCAAAACAGUCACAGCAUUAAUAAUAAUACUACUAUUCCUGGUAAUGGAAAUAACAUUCCACUAGGUCGAUUAUCCAAAGAGGAUUUACUUCAUCUGAGUCAUAGAACAGAAUCUGAAAUUCAUGAGUUCCUUAAUGGUGGACGAAAAACAGCAAGUAAAGCUGAUCCACCUUGAUAUUAAAUUAACAUUCAUUUUUCGACUAUUAAGAAUUCUUUUAUAUCUGCUUUAUGAAUGUCAUGAAAGGAAACGAAGAAUUAAAGAUGAAGAAGCAGUGAAUAAAGAUUCUGUAAAGAUUUAUAAUUUUAUUAUACAAAAAAAGAAUGAUUAUGCAAGCAAAAUAAGCAUAAAAAUUAUCAAUGAUGAGACAACGAUAAUGGAUUUCAU
Chironomus riparius is the source of this 6225-nucleotide messenger RNA. The record is from the annotation of a GenBank genome assembly. NCBI's taxonomy places the organism in Eukaryota, Metazoa, Arthropoda, Insecta, Diptera, Chironomidae.